CAUUGAGAAGAUCAGGAACCCAAACCCCAUUCACUGUUGUGCAAUAGCUCUCUCUAGCUCAUCUCACCAAGAACAAUAUAGAGAAACACAGAAAGAUUAUGGACAGCCAGCUCUCAAGGUUUUUUUACAAGGAGACUCUUAAGGUUCUUGAAGCUGAUAUUCAAUAUGCUAAUACCCUGGCAAGUGCAAUUCCAAGAGCAAAAGGGGGUGCAUGCCUCCAGAUGAAAAUUGCUUACAAUCACUUGACACCAUUUUUUCUAUUUUUACUUCAAUGGAUUGAUUCUACUUGUGCAUGUCUGGUUCCAUGUUGCUCAAACCUGGUUCACAUACUUGUAUACAAGGUAUACGCGGACGGGAGAAAAAGUUUAGCUUCUAAUGGGAGGAAGGCAACUAUUAGGGAUUUCUAUGCUGUAAUAUUACCGUCGUUGCAACAGCUACAAACUAACUUAGUAGAGAUAGAUUCUACUUACGAAAAGAAUCUAUGCAAAGAAAUAUUUGAGAGGAUGAAAUUCAAUGAUAUAAAUUUGGACAGGGAAGAUGAAUGUGGUAUUUGUAUGGAAACUUGCACAAAGAUGGUGUUACCUAAUUGUUGUCAUUCAAUGUGCAUUAACUGUUACCAUGACUGGAAUACGAGGUCAGAGUCCUGCCCUUUUUGCCGAGGGAGUCUAAAGAGGGUUAGUUCAGGUGACUUAUGGGUUCUUACUAGCAAUGGUGAUUCAAUUGAUCCAGAAAUUGUAGCCAAGGAUGACUUGUCGCGUUUCUACAUGUAUGUUAAUAAACUUCCUCGUGACAUUCCAGAAGCCAUUUUCUUAAUGUAUUAUGAUGAGUACUUACUUUGAAUUGAUCUAGUUUAGUAGUUGUAAUAGAUUGUAAGAAAGAGUGAUGUACAAAAAAGCCGACCAUCACUAUGUAAAUAGAGUCUGGCACUGAAAAUCUGUUACUUACAUUGAACCAUAAUAAUCCUGUCUGCAGCGGCAUAGUGUAGAACUGUACCAACAUAUGACUUGAAUAAUAAAUGUUCAAAGUUCCUACUUA
Messenger RNA from Papaver somniferum (opium poppy), 1035 nucleotides. Its product is annotated as E3 ubiquitin-protein ligase AIRP2-like. The transcript has 5 exons. The coding region runs from base 99 to 839 and encodes 246 amino acids. Gene Ontology annotation, molecular function: ubiquitin protein ligase activity. Gene Ontology annotation, biological process: protein ubiquitination. The record is from RefSeq and is a predicted model, not a curated record. NCBI's taxonomy places the organism in Eukaryota, Viridiplantae, Streptophyta, Magnoliopsida, Ranunculales, Papaveraceae.